GGACGUUCUAAGAAUAGCACGAGGCCCAUGUGCGGCGGCUUCCAAGGUCGAUUCAACAGACGCCAGCCCAAGGAGACUUGUGAGGGGCAGCGGACCGACCAACAAUGCAGAGUUCAUCGACUUGUUCGCACCGCUGGAAUUGACUUCACUUCUCUCCCACAAGUGCGGCUCUGCGGCUGGGCCACUUGUUUUCGCAUCGCCAGACGGAUACGGUCUGGGACCUUUUCCAAUUUGCCCUUCAAUCUAAUCCGCUUGGCCCCCACCCGUACUUAACGACGCCUCACCUGGGGAAACGCGCUUCCACAUUCCUUCUGUACACUAUCUCCGCAUAUCAUGUCGUCGCCCGCCACAUUCCCGCCGUUCGCGCCCGUCGACACGUCCAGCGCGGGCACCCUUCUGCCUGUGAAAGACGAGGUGGAAUCGCCCAGCAUAUCCAGCACGAAUGCCCUCGCACGGUUCGAGUUCGAGGCGGGACAUGGCCGCGAGGGCACCAAGAUUCUCAUGGUGGAGUGGGAGGACGACGACUCGACGAGAGGCGAGCGGGGGGACUGGCACAUUUCGUGGGAGGGCAAGACGACGGUGCUACCGGCCAAGGACCAGCCCACCAACGACGUGAACCGCAUGUACUUUCUGCUGUCGCCAGGAGUGUCGGUACCGUCGAUUGUCACGCUCACACAUCGCCCCGAGGACAGCUCAAAGGCGCCCGUGAUAUGGCAUACGAAUCCGCUCCCGGCCAUCUUCCCGCCGGAAUUGGGGGCGUCGGCACGGGCGGCGGGGAAGAAGGGGGUUUUACACACAAUCUGGGCGAAGAAGAGGUUACAGGUGUUGCAGAAGGAGAUUGAGGCCGAGUCCAAGACAAACGUCGAGGGUGUCGGCUAUGUCAUGGCCGUGCAAGAGAAGGAAUGGAUUGAGCAGACCUUCGGCGUAACCGCCAAACCCAUGGGCCUGAACAUCGUCGCAGAACCCACCGUCGCGCCCCUCGGACCCGCAAGCCCUCGUUCCCCCGGCGGAGGACGCCUGAUGGAGAAGCUGCGAGGCUUGAAGCUAGGAACCAGCGAGAAGGACCUCACAGCCAGAACGCCUGAACCGGGCGAACAACCGCAAUCGAACCCCUUAUCGCCUGAAUCCUCAGACGUGGCCGUCUCCUCCUUCGCCGCCUUCAAAGGCGAGAAUCCCGCCUCCCUGGCUGCAAAACCGCCGCAGCAGCCCUCAACCCGCAAAGUCGCAGCAGUGGUCCCGCCGCCCCAGGUCGUCGCACAGCAGCAACACCCCGGCAUGGCGUCGCUGAAUGCAUUCGCCGCACCAACCCCCAGCUUCGAACCGCGCGGCCCGUCGUUACCGGACGACGAUGUGGAUGACGGAUUAUUCGCGCUACCCAUCAGUCCGCGCAGCCCGGAGAUGACGAAGAGCCCGUUCUCCUUUGCUGGGAAUGACACGACCAAGUAUCUCAAGGGGGAGAAGGCUGCGUAGUAAAAAGGGGAAGGAGAAAAGAGACAUGAUUAUGAUGAUGAGGAGUCAUGGAUUGUAUUGGGACGAUUUUCGCAAGGCCGAUGUUUUUGUUUGCCAUCGCUUCUGAUGAUACCUAGAGUACGGCGUAGAGAUAGUGAUGCUGGUUGUCGCAAGCUUCUUCAGCACACAAUUGAUGAUUUUGGGUGAAAAGUAGACCCGCUGAUAAGAAAUAAAUAAAACUUCUAUGGCUUCAGCUUCGAUCUUAUCAAAUGAUGCGGAUCAACAAACUAC
This is a messenger RNA of Westerdykella ornata, 1740 nucleotides long. RefSeq lists its product as uncharacterized. The record is from RefSeq and is a predicted model, not a curated record. Lineage: Eukaryota; Fungi; Ascomycota; Dothideomycetes; Pleosporales; Sporormiaceae. The transcript has a single exon. The coding region runs from base 334 to 1470 and encodes 378 amino acids.